AAAUAUGCCCGCUCGACUGAUGAUGAGGAGCUUCGGAACCACGUCCUGUUCUUGCAGCACACGCAGACCUACCUGCUUCUAAAGUACUCGAUCAAGCAUGCUGAUCUCGGUCUCUUGCGUCGAACCAUCGACCGCUGUUGCCUGUACUUCCAUGGCUCAGGACAGUCCCGGUAUGCCUAUGAGAUGUUGUACCUCCACCGUCUCACGUCAACGCGUGCUGCCACUCCGCAAUUGCAGCGCGCGAUACUUGCAAAUGGGCUUGUCAAUCGCCGAGGCAAGGAGGAUAGCUGGUAUGAGACAGACAGGCUUGUGGAAUUCCACAAUGGCACACUCAAGAACCUUCUCAACGCCAAACGUGGAUCGUCCCUCACGAUGGAUUAUCCCUUCAAGCACUGUUCUCUAAAUACUGACUUCUUUGCUGCUCUUGCCAAACGGACAGAGUCCUUUUACUGUAUUGUUCGCAAUAGCGAGCAUCCAGAGAAAUCGGCAGAACUUGACAUCAGGGUGAUGGCUCAACGCUUGUCGCACAGCGGGUCAAUUGCACUGCACAAGGGACGGACAGUCAAGCAUAAAGCUACGGAUGUUCUGGCAGCAGGGGCACAGCGCAUCGCCGGCAAAGCGAUAAUCAAGUUCAAC
Molecule: messenger RNA, 636 nt
Organism: Ilyonectria robusta
Lineage: Eukaryota; Fungi; Ascomycota; Sordariomycetes; Hypocreales; Nectriaceae
Exons: 1
Source: RefSeq, a predicted model, not a curated record